Molecule: messenger RNA, 1244 nt
Organism: Lingula anatina
Lineage: Eukaryota; Metazoa; Brachiopoda; Lingulata; Lingulida; Lingulidae
Product: very long chain fatty acid elongase 4
Biological process (GO): fatty acid elongation, monounsaturated fatty acid; fatty acid elongation, saturated fatty acid; very long-chain fatty acid biosynthetic process
Cellular component (GO): endoplasmic reticulum membrane
Molecular function (GO): fatty acid elongase activity
Source: RefSeq, a predicted model, not a curated record
UUUAUAGGUCAAAUAUAGGAGCACUUACCGGUGUUGGAGCCAGACUUAAAGAUUGUUGGUGGCAACGAACGAGUGCUCUAACUAUCCAAAUGCAUCUAUAAUUCUGUUACCUUGAAGUUUAGGGCUUUAACCAGAAUUAUGAUUGAAGUGGUAACAGACACGUUUAACCAUCUCUAUGAAGGUUACCUAUGGACUUUAUCUAUUGCAGAUGAACGAGUUGCUGACUGGCUUCUUAUGCAGUCACCUCUUCCAACUUUGGGAUUAGUUGUUUUAUACUUAUUCUCCAUAUGGAGUGGAAUGAAGAUAAUGAAAAAUAGAGAACCUUUCCAGUUAAGAUGGGCUAUAUUUUCAUACAACCUAGCUUUGGUUAUACUAAACUGGCACAUAUGCUCAGAGCUUUUUAGUGCCUCCUGGAAAUUGAAUUAUAGCUACUCAUGUCAAACAGUAAAUUAUUCAUAUGACCCAGAUGAAAUGAGGAUAGCUAAAGCCCUUUGGUGGUAUUAUUUUUCAAAGUGCAUUGAAUUCCUAGAUACCAUCUUCUUUGUCAUGAGGAAGAAGAACAAUCAAGUAUCAUUUUUGCAUGUAUACCAUCAUGCCACCAUGUUUCCAAUAUGGUGGAUCGGUGUAAAAUGGGUUGCAGGAGGUCAAUCAUUCAUGGGUGCAAUGAUUAAUUCAUUUAUUCAUGUAGUGAUGUACACAUAUUAUGGAGUUGCAGCCCUAGGUCCUGAGUACCAGAAGUACUUAUGGUGGAAGAAGUAUCUCACCAAACUACAGCUGAUACAGUUUGUGGUUGGCAUGGCCCAUGCAGCACAGUCACUGCUCCUACAGUGCCCAUUCCCCUUGUGGAUGCAGGUGGCAUUGAUUCUCUAUGGAGGCUCAAUUUUGGGCCUUUUCCUCAACUUCUAUUUCCAUGCCUAUAUCAAAUCCAAACGAGAUAAGCAGUAUAAAACCCUGCAUACAAAUGGCAAGGGAGACACUAAUGAAGGACAUAUAAAUCAAAAUGGUCACAGCACAAAUGGACAUGUGAAGAAUGGAUAUAUCAAGAAUGGACAUAUGGCAUCAAAAAAAGAACAGUAGAAUGUCACUUUUGUGAAGUAUUCUUUAUGUUCUAGCUGACUGUAGGCUGCAGUAUUGUAUGCCCAUAAAGAUUUUUUUCAUAGUGAAUGCAAGUCCUAAAAUUCAGGAACUUUUGCAUGUUAUUUUAAGCAAUCCUUUUUGAAGCAGUGAUAUCUGUGCACAACUCU